This is a messenger RNA of Lentinula edodes (shiitake mushroom), 1203 nucleotides long. RefSeq lists its product as uncharacterized. NCBI's taxonomy places the organism in Eukaryota, Fungi, Basidiomycota, Agaricomycetes, Agaricales, Omphalotaceae. Bases 1 to 1203 code for a protein of 400 amino acids. The transcript has 2 exons. The record is from RefSeq and is a predicted model, not a curated record.
AUGCCACCCUCAUCUACCUUUCCGCCCGAAAUUUACGACAGAAUAAUCGACGAAAUAUCACCACCAUCGAAGGACGCCCUCUCCACCUGCUCCCUAGUAGAGCGUUCAUGGGUUCCUAGAUCCAGAACGCACAUGUUCCACCGCAUCGAUUUCAGAGUUCCCUCGACAAAUCAGGCAGAUCUACACAACUCUAUCGGGCACACCACUGAGUUUCAGCGGAACGUCGCUUCCAACACUGAUGUGGCUUCGUAUGCUCGUAACUUGGUCUUGGCCUUGACUAGUAGUGGCAAUAUUGCUUCUGAAAUACCACAAGCGUCGAAAUUGCACAACCUCAUUUCUUUGACUCUCAGUUGCUCCAACGUUAUCAUAUACGCGGUGAACGAUGCAAUGUUCACUAAAUUGUUGUCAUUCAUCCGCCAUAACCAGAAAUUAGAACACAUUUCUGUGCGCUCACUCGUGAUCUAUCCGCCUGCCUUCGAAGUUUUAAUGGCAUGCGCCGCAAUACGUGCUCCAGUCCUGCAAAGCUUACACUUGCAGUCCAUCUGGGGCCCAGAUUGGAUUACAGACGCUUGGGAUCGACGAAAAUCGGUACCUGCUCGGCCGUCACAGUCGUGCCGCCAAGCUAGUUGCCUUACGGGGCUCUACAUAUCUCAUUGCGAGAAUGGAGUCAUCACGACUUUCUUAGGUUCUUUUGACCUACGAAACCUGCAUCGAAUAGCUCUGAUGACACUCGAUUGGGGUUCCUGCAUGACAAUGAUCGAUGCGACAUUAAACUCAACAUUGAUCCAUUUCACGUUAGACCUUUCGGACCAUAGGCACGGCGUCGGCGAGGAACAUAUGUUCAAUCGCUUGGUGAACGUCCUCACUGUUCAGCUUGUGCUGAAGCGAUUCAGUGACGCUCCAAUGGUAUUACAUGGGCUUCAACGAGCUCUCUUCCAAGGGAACCCUUGCAUACAAAAACUACACCUUCAAUUUCGGCAAUAUCCUUCUCCAUCUGAUACCAUGGUUGAUACGGCACUCAGGGAACUUCAUCUUACCCUCCCUUCUAUAUGUAUCAGCAUUGGCUUCGAGGUUCAGGAAGGUAUCAGGCCAUGUGCCACGACUACGAACAUCGGUGCAUUGUUCGGAUGGAUGGGCCAAACUGGAAGGUUGCAAUUUGAGGCUUUGGAUGAUUGGUGGGUUCAUGAAGCCACCACACGUUGA